Camellia sinensis is the source of this 1347-nucleotide messenger RNA. RefSeq names its product RHOMBOID-like protein 2. NCBI's taxonomy places the organism in Eukaryota, Viridiplantae, Streptophyta, Magnoliopsida, Ericales, Theaceae. Gene Ontology annotation, molecular function: serine-type endopeptidase activity. The record is from RefSeq and is a predicted model, not a curated record. Gene Ontology annotation, biological process: proteolysis. Gene Ontology annotation, cellular component: membrane.
GCUUAUAUCUCUCUCUCUCUCUCUCUCUCUCUAAAACGCCUCACUUUCUCUCUCCUCCACCACCCACUUAAAAGAAAGCCCUUUUCUUUGAUUUGUUUGUUUCUCGAGAAAAGCCAUGUCGAGGGAAGAUUUGGAGAGCAGGGGAGCGAAAAUCAGUGGUGGGAACAACAACGCCAGUUCUGUUUCUGCGUAUGUGAUUGAAGAGAGAGAUGCACAGUGGACAUCAUGGUUGAUCCCUAUGUUUGUUGUUGUCAACGUUGCUUUGUUCGUUGUCGCUAUGUACAUCAACGAUUGUCCUAAACACAAAUUGGGAACUGAUGGCAAGUGCGUCGCGAGGUUUCUCGGCCGGUUUUCUUUUCAACCCUUGAAUGAAAAUCCUCUCUUUGGUCCUUCUUCUUCAACGUUGGAGAAGUUGGGAGCUCUUGAGUGGACGAAAGUGGUGCACAAACACCAAGCAUGGAGGCUUAUCACUUGUAUCUGGGUACAUGCUGGUAUUAUUCAUCUGCUUGUGAACAUGUUGUGCCUGGUCUUUAUUGGAAUUCGCCUUGAACAACAGUUUGGCUUUGUUCGUAUUGGAAUCAUCUACCUGUUAUCAGGAUUCGGUGGGAGCAUACUUUCCGCUUUGUUCCUUCAAAAGAGCAUUUCCGUUGGUGCUUCUGGUGCUCUUUUUGGUCUUCUUGGAGCAAUGCUUUCAGAGCUUAUUACCAACUGGACUAUUUAUACCAACAAGGUUGCAGCGCUCUUAACAUUAAUUGUCAUUGUAGUUAUCAACCUAGGUAUUGGAAUUCUGCCGCAUGUUGAUAAUUUUGCCCAUAUUGGUGGAUUCGUCUCUGGUUUUUUCCUAGGCUUUAUUUUGUUGCUUCGUCCUCAGUAUGGAUGGGUAACGCGUCGGAAUCUUCCAGUUGAGGUCCGUGUCAAAUCCAAAUACAAGCCCUACCAGUACGUGUUAUGGUCGGUUUCUCUGAUUCUUCUUGUUGCUGGAUUUGCUGUAGGAUUGGUGAUGUUAUUCCGAGGAGUUAAUGCGAAUGAUCAUUGCCACUGGUGUCACUACCUGAGCUGUGUACCCACAAGUAAAUGGAAGUGUGACGGACCUUAGGAUGAUCUUCUCUCUUCUCUCUCAUUUGGAUUCACAAUGUCAUCUGAUUUCAUAAUUUGCUCCUCAUCUGUAAAUCAUUAGUUUUAGUUUAUAGUCUGGAUUGCUUUCAAUACUUGUUUUUUUUCUGGGUUUGGUUUUGUUUUGUUUUUUUUUUUAAAGUAUGGUAUUUACUUGCACACGGCACUGGGAUAUUCUUGUAUAUCAAAUAGAAAUUUAGUACCCAGUUUAUAACUUAUUUUCCGUUCUUGCUA